Panicum hallii is the source of this 1052-nucleotide messenger RNA. Its product is annotated as 6,7-dimethyl-8-ribityllumazine synthase, chloroplastic-like. The record is from RefSeq and is a predicted model, not a curated record. NCBI's taxonomy places the organism in Eukaryota, Viridiplantae, Streptophyta, Magnoliopsida, Poales, Poaceae. Gene Ontology annotation, biological process: riboflavin biosynthetic process. Gene Ontology annotation, molecular function: 6,7-dimethyl-8-ribityllumazine synthase activity. Gene Ontology annotation, cellular component: intracellular anatomical structure; riboflavin synthase complex. The transcript is spliced from 8 exons. Bases 106 to 753 code for a protein of 215 amino acids.
GCUGAGGGAAACACCGCUGUGGCAUCCGCCCGCACACCUGACGAGAGUAGUUGAGCAGCGUAGCCGCCGCCCGCCGGCCAGAUCCUUGGGGCCCAUACGACGGUGAUGGCGGCUCCUCCCGCGACGUCCCCCGCUGCCGCGGGUUCCCCCUGCGCCCGGCUGCCCAGCGCGCCCCUGAGGCGUUCGCCCGCCGCCGUCUCCUUCCCCUCCCGCCCAGGGCCGGCCGCGCUGGCCGCGCUUGCUGGACCGUCGCGGCGCCUCGACGUGGCCGCCGCCGCGGGGCACCAGAAGCUCAUGGGGUCGCUGACCAGCAACGAGGGGCUCAGGUUUGGCGUGGUUGUGGCACGGUUCAACGAGGUUGUGACAAACUUGUUACUGCAGGGGGCCCUGGAGACAUUCGAGCGAUACUCUGUCAAAGCUGAAAAUAUAACAGUUGUUAGUGUUCCUGGAAGCUUUGAAGUUCCCAUCACGGCACAAAAGCUUGGGAAGUCUGGAAAAUUUGAUGCCAUUCUUUGCAUUGGAGCUGUGAUUAGAGGGGACACGACUCACUAUGAUGCUGUUGCAAACUCAGCUGCAUCUGGUGUACUGAAUGCUGGAUUAUCUGCCGGCAUCCCUUGCGUAUUUGGUGUACUAACCUGUGAAGACAUGGACCAGGCGCUAAACCGUGCUGGCGGCAAGGCAGGAAACAAGGGCGCUGAAGCUGCUCUUACUGCUAUCGAGAUGGCCUCUCUGUUUCGGCAUCACUUAGGCUGACACCUGGUGGUCUUGGAGUCUCAACUUUUCAUCCCAUCCACCGUUACCAGAGUUUUAAGUUUUGGCCAGUAGAGCUUUUCGCUGCACACUAGCAGUUAAGCUAAAGCUCAGAAUGGCUAGUCCGGAUACUGACGCUUGCUGUCGUUGCCCUUGAUUCUUGAUGGUUUGUAAGGCUCAAGAGGCCUGUCGUUCAACUGUGAUCUGCCACCACAAACUUGAGAGUUGAGACCAUGAAUAAUUGCCGCCAUGUACUGCACACGCUCAUGAAUAAAGCUUCAUUUCCUUGUGUUUUUGAAUAA